Messenger RNA from Apus apus (common swift), 4624 nucleotides. It is a transcript of the gene CNTLN, whose product is annotated as centlein. Lineage: Eukaryota; Metazoa; Chordata; Aves; Apodiformes; Apodidae. The record is from RefSeq and is a predicted model, not a curated record. Gene Ontology annotation, cellular component: centrosome; centriole. The transcript is spliced from 25 exons. Gene Ontology annotation, biological process: centriole-centriole cohesion; protein localization to organelle. Bases 237 to 3983 code for a protein of 1248 amino acids.
GCACGGCGUCCUUCUUCCCUGCGGUUUCCGGCGCUCGCCUGCGCGGCAAGUGCCGCGGAGAAGGGAAGGGGGGAAAGUUUUCAUCCGUGCGGUUCGCGGCUCCCUUUCUCUCCCCUUCCCCUCCGCGGCGGGGGGGCAGGGUCUGCGCGCACCCACCCUUCCCGCCGGGCGCUGACCCUCUGCUCUCCUCGUCGUCUCUGCAGAGCGGGCCCGAGGCUCCGGCCGCGGCGCCGGCGAUGGCUGCGGGGCGUGCGGAGGCGGCGGCACCGCGGCUGGCAGAGCUGGAGGAGGAGCUGCGGAGUUUGGCGGAGGAGCUGAGCCGCUGCCAGGCUGAUAAAGAAUUUGUGUGGUCUCUGUGGAAACAUCUCCAAGUGUCAAGUCCAGAUCUUACUCAAGCUGUGAGCUUGGUUGUGGAAAGAGAAAAGCAGAAAGCUGAAGUCAAGGACAGAAGGGUUUUAGAGAUUUUGCAAGCCAAAGACAGCAAAAUAGAAACUCUAGAACAGAGGCUCACAGGACAGCAGCAGGAACUAAACAAGUUAACACAGAGAAAAAAUGCUGUGGAUGAGGAAAAUGCCUGUUUGAAGAAUGUGAAUUCUUUCUUACUGAAUUGUAACUUGAACCAGAAAUUUAAAGAUAAAAGGCAAGAACUUAAGGACACUGAGGAGUGUGCACAAAAGAAGGAAGAGGAAAACAGACUGGUUAUAAAAAGCCUGGAGGAGGAAAAUAAGAGAUUAAGUACAUGCUGUGCUGACCUGCUAAAUGACCUGGAGAAACUGAGGAAGCAGGAGGCACAAUGGAAAACAGAAAAAUCUGGCUAUGAUACCAGAAUAAAGCAUUUGCAAACUGAUUUGGCAGAGGCAAGAGAACAAAUGAAGGAGUUGAGCUGUGUAUGCAAUAACUUGUCAUCACAGGUAGCUGUAAAACAGGAAGAACUCUCCCAAAGGGAUUGUGUUGUGAUCAGAGCUAAGAAGGAGUUACAGGAACUGCAGAAUCUUUACAAGCAAAACAUUGAACAUACAGCAGGGCAGGCUGAGCUGAUAAAGCAGCUUCAGGCUCUCAAUAGUGAUACACAAAAAGUACUGGAAGACCAAGAAGAUACUCACACAGCUGAAACAUCCUCAUACCAAAAACUUUAUAAUGAAUUGACUUUGUGUUUUGAAACUCUCAAAACAAGUGAAAUUCAGCUGCAGAAGACCUGUUCCUCUCUUCAGGAUCAGUUACUUGAAAAAGAUCAAAAGAUUUCUCAGUUAGAAAAGCAACUUCAGGAGGCUCAUGGUGCUCUAUAUGGAGUACAUGAUGUUUCUUCUCCAAAAUGUGAAGUACAGGAACCACCUGUGAAACGUUCAAGGUCUCUGUCCCCGAAGAGCUCUUUUAGAGAGUCAGAGGAGCUAAAGAGGCUUAAAAUAGCUGAAAGGAAGAUUGAAAACUUAGAGAAGACACUACAGCUAAAGACUCGAGAAACUGAUGAACUAAGAGCAGCCCAUGAAAAACGCAAAGAGAGGCUGCAGAUGUUACAGACCAACUACAGAGCACUAAAAGAGCAAUUAAAGCAGUGGGAAGAGUGUGAUAGCAGGAUUGAAAGUGGUAAAAACAGAUACCAGCAUGCUGACCCCUGUCAGCUUUGUGAGGAUGAUUGUGGUGCUGGGUGGAAUGAACUGGCUUUUUUCAAAAGGGAGCACAAAAAGCUGUUGAUCGAAAAGCUGAAUCUUGAAGAAGAGUUGGAUCAGAUGAAAGUACACCAAUCUGUGGGUACGUUCACAAUACAGGAGUUUAACUGUUUACAAAAUAAAGGGGAAGAGCCACCUUUUAAGCUUAGUGAAGAUGAUGGGCUGAAGAACAGUACUCCAAAGAAGAAUACAAAAGAGAUUUCCCAUCAGAGAUUACGGAAGGUACAACAAAUAGAAAGAAGAUUCAAAGCUAUUGAAGGGGAAUUAAAGAAAGAGAAAGAAGUAAAUCAAGACUUACUGAAGGAGAAAAAUUAUUUGGAAGCAUCUUUAAAAGUGAAAAAGGAAGAUGCAGACACAAGAGAAAGAGAGCUGGAAAUGCUACAUAAGAGGAUUUGUGAAAUAAAAAAAGACAAAGUGCAACUUCAGUUAGUGAUUGAUGAGCAGAGAAAAGAAGCUGCCUCUUUGAAGAGGCAAGUGGUGGAAGCUAACUGGUUGAGAAAUGAAAAUGAAGAUUUGCUGAGUCAAGUGCAGGAGCUGAAGUGUUUGUUGGAUGAAGCCAAAGCAGUGGCAACCUCUGGGCAAUGUAAUUGCAAGAUAACAGACACCAAGGUUAAAUUAAAAACAGCCAAGAAAAAGAGCUCUUUGGGACAUCAUGGAGCUUUUCUCAAACAGUCCAUCAAGGUUAUGAGUAAUGUAUGUGAGAACUUCAGUAAGGACGGCUGGGAGGAUGUGAGUGAAAGCAGUGACUCUGAAAUACCAGCUUCUGAAAGUCUGGAAACCCUGAUUAUGAAGACAGGGCAAAACACUGGUCCAGUGCAAGAGAGGAGUAAACAACAGAGAAAAAAGCAAAUACAAGAUAGUCAAAAGCCCUGCAAUGUUGUUUGUUUAGAAGACAAAAAACCUCAGUACAAUAAGAAGGGCCAUUCACAGAAUAAGGACCUGGCUAAGUUACAUUCAAAGAGGAAGAAGAUUUGCUGUCUCAUAAAAUCUUACCCAUCUUUUCUAAGCCAAGUGAACAGAACAAAAAGGAGAAAUACUGUUGUCCAGAAACCGGGCUGCUCUGUUACUCUACUGCAAGAAAGAAUUAAGUCAUUGCAGCAGCAGAUAACUGUUUUACAGAAUGAAAAAAAGACAGCAGUCUCUUCUUUGAAAGGAUUUAAAGAAAUCAAUGAAACACUAACAACUCAGCUACAUUUGGCUGAUCAGAGACUUCAGACUAGUAAACGGACCAUAGAGGUGUUGACCUCCAACCUGGCCAAGUGGCAACAGGAGAAGGAAGAUUUGCAAGAAAAAUUGAAGUUGAGAGAACAUAUGUCUAAAACUGCUAGCAAGAAUGAAGCCACACCACCUCCUUCAAAGAACAUUGAUUUAGAGAUGAAACAGAUGCAGUGCAAACUAAAGAAUUCGAGUAAUGAAAUCACUAAACAGUCGACCACCAUUAAGUCACUAAAAAACGAAGUCCAGGAAAAAGAAGAACGGAUUCGGCAACUACAAGCGAAAAUUUCUCAGUUGGAGAGGGACCUUAAUAUGAAAAGACAUUUAAUAGAAGACUUAAGGACUCGUCUAAAAGCAAAUCAAGAAAAUGAGAAAACCUCUAAUGAAACAUUAGAAAGUCUUGAGAGAAAGGUAAAGGCACUGGCUGAAGACUGUUUGAACAAAAAAACUUCCAUUUACUCACUGAAACAAAGACUUGAUGUAGUUACAAGAGAGAAGUCUCAGUAUGAGGAGAUGUAUCACAAGGCUAAAGAUGAGCUGGAGAAAAAGGAUCUCAAGCUUACCAAUCUAGAGAGCAAAAUGAUUGAGACUGAAUGUGCCAUGACUGAACUUGAGACUACUGCUUCUCAACAACUACAUGGCUUGGCUAAACAGAGUGGACAGGCUUUGGAAACUGUGCAGAAGAAGCUGCUGCUCACCAAUGACAAAGUAGAAGAGUUCAUGACAUUUGUCAAGGCUCUAACCAGAGAGUUGCAGCAGAGCGUACAAGAGCUGAGAACAAAAAUCAAACAGGCAAAAAAGAUGGGAAAAGCAAGAGCAUGCAAAAAGAGUCUUUCCCAAGAGUCUGUUCAGUUGGCAGCAUCUAUCCUUAACGUUUCAACAGCUGAUGUUGAGGAGAUAUUAGAAGCAGAAGAUGAUGAGGAAACAACAAAGACAAAAAUGGAAUUUGAAAAAGAUAAAGAAUGGCUGCAGUAUAUACAGAAACUUCUUGAAGCACAGUUUCCUUUUGCAGCCUACUUAAUGGAUGCCAUACAGGAAAAAUUCAAUGAGAAUAAGAAACUGGUAGAAGAGUACAGUUCUCUCACAAAACACACUGCAUGAUAUUGCUAAGACAUAUCUUCACAAAGUAUUGCUAAAAUGAUGUGUAUUGUUUCCUCAUGUCUUUCCUCUUCACAUGAAGAACUGUCAGUGUGCAUGUUCAAUACAUAAGUAGAAACUGUGAACUAAUUAGUUGUUGAAAAAAAAGAAAUUAAUUACAUUCCUAUUUAGAAAGCAGUGUGGAGUUUGAUUUCUGAAGACAAAAAUCACUGCAAACUAAUGCAAAGUUAAAACUUAUUUUCCUUUAAAUGCAUUAGCAAUGAACACCAGUGCAGGCUUUGUAGGAGAGAAAGUUUUUGAUAUGACCAGUAUGCAUCUGUACAAUUUGGAAAGUACAAAAAGCAGCUAACUAACUCCUGGUUAUACUGGUCAGAAUAGGAUUUUAAAAAAGAACUGGGAAUACCAUGGGGAUUUUCAAGACCUAAUUUAUUUUAGCUUCUUACGAUAUAUGCUACAUAAUGUUAUGUGCUUUCUUUAUGUUGGAAAAAAUGAGUGAUUGUAGGGAAAAAGUAUUAAAUGUAGAGUAAUAUGUGUAAGAAAAGCUGUACUUUCUUUUGAGUUGGAAUGUAUUGUAUACAAUAUAUCUAAUUGUAUUUCAAAAGCUCAAUACAAUAAAGGUAUUUCCAGUGUGGGGUUAUUUUUCA